Molecule: messenger RNA, 6160 nt
Organism: Malus domestica (apple)
Lineage: Eukaryota; Viridiplantae; Streptophyta; Magnoliopsida; Rosales; Rosaceae
Source: RefSeq, a predicted model, not a curated record
AAAACAAAUUAAUCUCCUUGGUCUUAUAGGAGGUGUUAAGGGGAAAAUUUCUCAAAGAACUCCUACAACAUUCUUGGUUGAGCAUGAAUUUUGUCUUUAUGGUAGGGAUGGAGAUAAAGACAAGUUGAAAACAACGUUGCUAUCUGAUUAUGAGAGUAGCAACCACGUAUCAGUAAUCCCCAUAGUGGGAAUGGGCGGGGUUGGUAAGACAACCCUUGCUCAGCUCCUUUACAAUGAUGAAAAAAUAAAACAACAUUUUGAUGUUACUGCUUGGGCAUGUGUUUCUGAAGAUUUUGAUGCUACGAGGGUAACUAAAACCCUUAUUGAAUCAAUUAGCUCAAAACCUUGCAGUCUUCAAGAUAGCUUGCUUCAAGUUGAACUAAGGGAACAAGUGAUGGGGAAAAAGUUCCUAUUUGUGUUGGACGACCUUUGGAAUGACAACUAUACUGAUUGGGAUCUUGUACGGGCUCCUUUUACUUAUGGGGCGAGGGGAAGUAAGGUCAUUGUAACAACGAGGAACAAAAGUGUUGCAUCCUUAGUGCACACCGUGCCUAUUCACUACUUGAAACAUUUGUCGGAUGAAGAUUGUUGGUUGUUACUCGCAAAACAUACAUUUAGAAAUGAAAAUCCUAGUGAGCAUCCAGACUUGGAAGAUAUUGGUAAGGAAAUUGCACGCAAGUGUAAUGGUCUUCCCUUAGCUGCAAAAGCACUUGGUGGUCUCUUAGGUUGUAAUGUGGAUUACAAGGAAUGGAGUCACAUAUUGAACAACAAUCUUUGGGAGAUAUUGCAUGAUAAAGGUGUUCUUCCAUCAUUAAGAUUGAGUUACCAUUAUCUCCCUAUUUAUUUGAAACAAUGCUUUGCUUAUUUCUCAAUUUUCCCAAAGGAUUAUGAAUUUGAAAAGGAAAAUAUAAUUCAACUUUGGAUGGCACUGGGUUUAAUUCUACAAGCUGAGAGUGGUAAAGGAUUGGAAGAGGUUGGCGAGAGAUACUUUGAUGAACUAUUGUCACGAUCUCUACUUCAAAGAUCAUUAAUUGGGAAAUCAAGUUUCACAAUGCAUGAUCUCAUUAACGACUUGGCUGUGUCUGUGUCUGGAGAAUUUUGUUUUAGGUUGGAUGAGGGAAAGCCACAUGAAGUUCCUAAGCGAGUUCGACAUUUGUCAUAUAUGAGAGGAGGAUUUGAUACUGCUGCAAAGUUUAAGCCAUUGGAGGAAAUUAAGUGUUUGCGCACCCUAUUUCCCAUGUCUUUAGGACCAUACGAGGAGUGGAAUGUGACCUAUGUAAGCAUAAAGGUUCUAAAGGACUUGUUACCAGCACUAAAAUGUUUAAGGGUGUUGUCACUGUCAAGAUAUAAAAAUAUCACUCAAAUACCUGAUACCAUUGGUAAACACUUGCACAUACGCUACAUUGAUCUGUCUUACACUGCAAUUAUAAGGUUACCAGAUACGGUGUGUACUCUAUACAAUUUGCAAACUCUAUUGUUGUUCGGUUGUUCCUCACUUGUUGAAUUACCUGCAGACAUGAGAAAAUUGAUAAAUUUGCGUCAUCUUGAUAUUGGUGGAACUUGUGUAAAAGAGAUGCCGGUGCAAAUGGGUAGACUAAAAAGUUUGAGAACAUUGACUGCUUUUGUGUUGGGGAAAUCUAGUGGGUCAGGUGGCAUUGGAGAACUGGGGCAAUUGUCGCACCUUCGAGGAAAAUUCUCUAUCUUGAAUCUGCAAAAUGUUGUCAAUCCUAUAGAUGCCUUGGGGGCCAAUUUGAAGGAUAAGAAAGAUCUGAACGAAGUAGAGUUGGCAUGGGGUCGUGAGGAUGCAAAUGAUUCCAUAACAGAGAGACAUGUACUUGAAAGCCUACAACCUUCCGUGAACCUGGUGAAGCUGACAAUCAGAUUUUAUGGUGGAACUAGCUUUCCAGAUUGGUUGGGAGACUUUUCCUUCUCCAACAUACAAGUCAUGCGUCUCUCUGAUUGUAGUACUUGUUUGUGGUUGCCACCAGUUGGACGGUUACCCGCUCUCAAAGAGUUCUAUAUAGAAAGAAUGAAAUCUGUCAUGAGUAUUGGUGUUGAGUUCUACAGGGGUAAUGGAGCUUCUUUAAUUCAGCCAUUUCAAUCUCUCAAGAAGCUAGAGUUCAAAGAGAUGCCGGAGUGGGAGGAAUGGCUACCUUGUCCAGGUGGAGGUCAAUCUCUAGACUUUCCCCGUCUUGAGGAGCUGACUUUAGAGAAAUGUCCGAAGCUGAGGGGAAACUUGCCCGAUCAUCUUCCUUGCUUGAGAAAACUUUCCGUGUCCGACUGCGAGGUUCUACAUGAAAGGGCUACCAGAACGAGAUGGAUACCGUGGUCUCCCAUUGUUAACACGGAGUCCUUGAUACAGUCUCUUGAAGAACUGCAGAUAGUUAGAUGCCCUGGUCUGUCGUCGUUACUGGAGACGGAGUCGUUUUCCUCUCUUUCCAAACUUGAGAUUCAAUUUUUUAGUCGCAGAGAAUGCUUGCGGCCGCACUUCAACAAUUGUCUUCAAAGAUUGUGUCUCGUUAACUGCGCAUCACUCUUAUCGUUCCCUCGAAAUGGUCUACCCACUUCGUUGACAUAUCUUAAAAUAGAAAAUUGCAGGAGAUUAGAAUUCCUAUCUCAUGAGAUGAUGGCCAAAUUGGCAUCCCUUCGAGAUUUGGAAUUGUGGGAGAGCUGUGAUUCACUGAGGUCCUUCCCGCUGGGCGUUUUCCCCAAACUUUCAACUCUUGAUAUCUGGGGCAGUAAAAAUCUUGAAUCCCUUUCCAUUGGAGAAGGGGCUGAAGACGAAAAUCUCACUCAUCUCAACUAUCUCUCUAUCUAUUCCUGUCCAAAUCUGGUCUCUUUUCCCCACGGGGGAUUGCCCACUCCCAAGCUGGCUUUUUUAUCAGUCUCGGGGAAUGAGAAUUUGAAGUUAUUGCCCGACCGAAUACACACCCUCACCGGCCUUCGAGAUUUAUGGAUAGGCGAACUUCCAAAUGUUAAGUCAUUUGCAGAAGGGGGUUUGCCUCCCAACCUACAAUCAUUUCAAAUCUAUGAUUGUGAGGAACUGAAGCAUUCAGUGGAGUACUGGGGUUUGCAACGAAUUGUCUCCCUUCGAACAUUUUUGAUCUGGAGAAGCGAGGAUGUGUUGGAGACGUUGCUCAAGGAACAGCUGCUCCCUACCACUCUUCACAUGCUCGAAAUCUGGGACAUGAAAAGUCUGAAAUCUUUGGAGGGAAAGGGACUUCAACACCUCACUUCUCUUCAAGUGCUCAAAAUUUUCCACUGUGUUAGUCUCAAGUUCCUGCCAAAAGAUGGUUUGCCGGCAUCGCUCUCUUUUCUGAGCAUCACGGAUUGUCCUUCCCUGGAGAAGCGGUGUCAGAAGAAGACGGGACAAGAGUGGAGCAAGAUAGCUCACAUUCCUUGCAUCGAGAUGGAUGAUCAAGUCAUCAUUUGAGAUCUCAAGUCAAAGUGAGGGCAGAAUUAUGUCACUGACGUGUUUGUCGGCUUUUUUGCUAACCCAGAUAGCAAACUUGGAAUUGUAAAGAUUGGAUUAGCUAAGGCCAAUGAUUUUAACGUCCAUCAAUUAAUCGUCCAUGAAUGGUUCUCCUGCAGUGUGGCAUGAAUAUGAUUCUCCUUCAAUUGGAUAGCUGUUGCAGUGAGAACGGGUGACAAUGACCACAAAACAAUAAUGAAAGCCAGGUUUCUUUGGAGCACUGCCUUCAUGCUUGCGCUUGUUGGAAGUCAGAAAGCAUCUUAAAGUCUAGGAUUGAGACUCAAGAGGAGAUGUGAAGUACUUGGAUGUAGCAAAGAUGUGAAGUACUUGGAUGUAGCAAAGCAGGACAAGUUGAUGGAAACUUGUAAUGCAGCAGAGAUGGUGGUGCUGCUGUGAAUGAGAAUGAUGCCAAGGGCAAGGGCAAGGCUGCAAGAGGGUGUUGCAGGGUCAAGGAAUGCCGCGUUGAGAGCAGAGAGAUAGAUCUUGAGCUUCCCCUACCUCAGGGCACCAUUAGCUGCUGAGGAUAUGGAAAAUGCUCUACAGUUUUUGAAGUUCUGUGAAACAUUUAGCAAGUUAAUUCUUAUUUUUGUUCUAUUAUAUAUUUGAUUAAAUGUUUCUCUAAUCUUGUUUUAAUUGAUUUUGUGCACCGCUUUACUGUGCUAAAAGCAUUCCUGAACUUCCAAUUCACUUGAAAUCUCUUUUUUUUUUUUCUUGUUUCUUUUAACUCUAGUGUUUUUAAAUUGAAAAGUCCCAAGCUGAAUCUGUUCUUCGAGAACUAUCUCGUCGAGGAAGUGGACGAAGUGGAUGGCCUGGACAGUACUCCAUUGUUUGAUUUCAUAGCUAUAUGCUCUUCUUCAUACAGGAAUCUCUAUAGCAAACAAGCACCAACUGCUCAUGGUUCCAAGAUUUGGAGAACCUGAUCUCCGCAUCCAGGGUCUCUAUGGUUGACCCCGUUAUGAAGGAGUUGCCUUCUGAGUGUUUUAGUGAAGGCGGGGAUGGAUAUGAUGCCUUAAGCUUCUCCCAAAAUCUUAGGCUUUUGAAUUUCCUCUGUGAUGGGGCUCUUAAUGCAAAUCCCUUGUCCAGGACGCUGAGGGGAUGGAUUGAGGAGCAAAAUAAAAGAGUUGUCCAACGUAAAAGGUGAGAGAUCUCCAAGCAAAGUUGCUGGAGGAGAUGGCUAAGAGAACCACUGCAGAUAAUGGCAGUGCUGUCCCAAUUUGAGAGUCGGACUCCACUGCAGAUAAUAGUUUCAUCUCAAGUAAAAUAUAGCAAACUUGGAAUUGUAAAGAUUGGAUUAUCUAAGGCCAAUGAUUUUAACGUCCAUCAAUUAAUCGUCCAUGAAUGGUUCUCCUGCAGUGUGGCAUGAAUAUGAUUCUCCUUCAAUUGGAUAGUGGGUGCAGAUAUGUUCUUUUGUACGUACACAGCUGUUGCAGUGAGAACGGGUGACGAUGACCACGAAACAAAAAUGGAGGCCAGAUUUCUUUGGAGCACUGCCUGCAUGCUUGCGCUUGUUGGAAGUCAGUACAUUACGUUACUAGAGCAGGAGCAUUCAGAUAUGUUGAGGUGGGCUAUGAAAAUGGAAAGCACUUGUGUUGGCAUCCUAUCGAAACGGAUAUGAGAAGAAACAGGAUUUUCACAACUUAAUGUGGAAAUGAAGUGGGAGAACGCAUCGAUCUGAAGCCUAUGAGCAUCUUAUUCUCUGGAAGUGAUCGAAAGGAACCGAGAGAUUACAGCAUUUUGCUCUGCCAUUGGGGAUGUUAUGAGCCGAAGAAACAAGGGAGAUGGAUGUCGAAAGCAAGGAUGGUUCGCCACAAAAACGGCAAAGUUAUGUCACUGCCGUGUUGGUCGGCUUUGCUGAUGCAGGCAUCAAACUGUGGAACUGAAAAGAUUGGAUCUUCUAAGGCCAAUGAUUUAAAUGUCCAUCAAUUAAAUUAUUCAUGAAUGGUUCUCCUGCAGUGCGGCAUGAAUAUGAUUCUCCUUCAAUUGGAUAGGAGUAUUCGUAUAUGUUGAGCUGGGGUAUGAAAAAGGAGAGCACUUGUGUUGCCAUCUUCUCGAAACGGAUGAGAAGAAACAAGAUUUUCACGAUUUGAUGUGGAAAUAAAGUGGGAGGACGUAUCGAUCUGAAGCCUAUGAGCAUCUUAUUCUCUGGAAUUGAUCCAGAGGAACUGAGAGAUUGCAGCGUUAUGCUCUAUCACUGGGGAUGUUAUGAGCCGCAGAAACGAAGGGGAGAUGGAUGUCGAAAGCAAGGAUAUGGUUCACUGGAAAAAUGUAUGGCUUCAAACAAGGUUUUAGUGAUGUUUAAGCGGGUUUAUGCCCUCGAGUUUUGUUAGGAAAGUGGUGUUGGUUCACCAAGAAAACGAGGGAAGGAGAAGUCUCUUGGUGGAAGCAAAGAUAUGAACUUGGAUGCGUCUCUCAAAUCUGAUGACAUUGUUGUUAUUGUUCAAAGCUUCUUCCCCAAUACUGCUACUUGCAUAUCUGCUUGGUGGAUCAUUACGCCUGCACUGGUGCUACUUUCCCAUCAAAUACAAACACUCAGGAAGCAUUUGUUACACAAAUGUGUAGAAAAAUUCUGUAAUAUCUGUUGUAGAUGGUCCAUUUCAUGGUCCGAAAAUGAAAGCAUUUGUUCUUCUCAAGAACACAAACAGUUGACAAUUGUAAUGUAGUAAUACAUCUUUAGAUGAAUAUUGCAGA